UUCCGCCCCGGCUGCUGCUGCUGCUCCUCUCCAGGGGAGAGACAGGCUUCGCCUCCAUUCUGCGUCUUCCCUGGAUCCUGCCCUCUGAGGAAACCACCUGAGGCUGCCCAAUGGCCCUCUUGACCUUUGAGGAGGUGGCUGUGUUUUUCACAGAGGAGGAGUGGGCUCUGCUGGAUCCAGGCCAAAGAGCUCUGCACAAGGAAGUCAUGGAGGAGAAUUAUGAGAUGGUGGCCUCUCUAGAAUCAGACCUCAGUUCCUGUUGGGAAGAAGGACAAGAUCCAUUCCUCCAGAACCCCAAAGAAGGGGAAACCUCAACAGGUAAUGGGCAGAAGACUGAGAAUUAUGGGGAGCCAUCUGUGGUGUCUAUAGAAAAUGUGGGGCAUGAAGCACAGAAGGAGACAUUUGUAAAUCAACGAUCACCUGAAAAGCAUGUAGAAAAUGUGUUGAAGAACUGGAAAACCAAAUCCCUUACCAUGCAGGACACUGAUAUCCAUGUAUCACUGAAUCCACAGGAAGAAUUCACAGGAAGUAGCAGUGUGGAGUGUGGAAAGAGCUUCAAUCAGACUGGAAGUGUUAGUUUACAUCAAAUAACAGAAACAGGGGAGAAAGCGUUUCAAUGCAUGGAGUGUGGAAAGAGCUUAAGUAGUGCUGGUAACCUUGUCAAGCAUAAAAAAAUCCACAGAGGGGAUAAACCGUUCAAAUGCAUGGAGUGUGGAAAGAGCUUCAGCCAGAGUGGGAACUUUAUUGCACACCAAAGAACCCACACAGGGGAAAAACCAUUUAAGUGUAUAGAAUGUGGAAAGAGCUUCAGCCAGAGUGGAAGCCUUAUUGCACAUCAAAAAACCCACACAGGGGAGAAGCCAUUAAAAACUAUGGUGUGCGGAAAGAGCUUCAGUCUCUAUCACAAUCUCACUGUACCUCAAAAAACCCACACAGGGGAGAAACUGCAUAUAUGCAUGAAGUGCGGAAAGAGUUUCACUUGUAGGAGUGCACUUACAGAACAUCAACGAAUCCACACAGGGGAGAAACCAUAUGAAUGCAUAGAUUGUGGAAAGCGCUUCCGUAUUAGGAGUGUCCUUACUUUACAUCAAAAAACCCACACCGGGGAGAAGCCAUUUAAAUGCACGGAGUGUGGAAAGAGCUUCAGUCAGAGUGGAAACCUUACUGCACAUCAAAGAAUUCACACUGGGGAGAAACCAUUUAAAUGUAUGGCAUGUGGAAAGAGCUUCAGCCAGAGCGGAAGCCUUACUGCACAUCAAAGAACCCACACAGCAGAUAAAUCAUUUAAAUGUGUGGUGUGUGGAAAAAGCUUCAGUCAGAGCGGAAACCUUACUUUACAUCAAAGAACUCACACCAGGGAGAAACCAUUUAAAUGUAUGGAGUGUGGAAAGAGCUUCAGCCAGAACGGAAACCUUAUUGUGCAUCGAAGAACCCACACAGGGGAGAAACCGUUUCAAUGUAUGGUGUGUGCAAAGAGUUUCAGCCUGAACCACCACCUUACUUUACAUCAAAGAACCCACUGCACAUCGAAGAACCCUUACAGGCGAAAGACUGCUUAAAUGUGUGCAUGCACAUGAAAGCUCAUACCUAUGACAAACUUAGUUGGUCUCUAAGGUGCUACUGGAAGGAUUUCUUUAUUUUUGUGUUAAAUGUAUGGUAUGUGGAAAGAGCUUCAGUCUAUCAGGCCUCGGUCCUGUAUACCUGAAGGAGCGUCUCCACCACCACCAUUCAGCCCAGACACUGAGAUCCAGCACCGAGGGCCUUCUGGCGAUUCCCUCAUUGCGAGAAGCCAAGUUGCAGGGAACCAGACAGAGGGCCUUCUCGGUAGUGGCACCUGCCCUGUGGAACGCCCUCCCAGCAGAUGUCAAGGCAAUAAGUAACUAUUUUACUUUUAGAAGACAACUGAAGGCGGCCCUGUUUAGGGAAGUUUUUAAUGUUUGAUGCUGUACUGUUUUUAAUACAGUGGUACCUCUACUUAUGAAUUUAAUACGUUCCGAACGCACAUUCGUUAGUCGAAAACAUUUGUAAGUCGAAUCCCAUAGGAAUGCAUUGGGAGAAAAAAUUCGUAACCCUAUCUAAAAAUUCGUAAGUAGAAAAAAAUCCUAUCUAAACUGCAUCCAAGAUGGCGGACAGAGCUCCGUUCGUAAGUAGAAACAUUUGUAAGUAGAGUUAUUCGUAAGUAGAGGUACCACUGUAUUUGGUUGGAAGCCGCCCAGAGUGGCUGGGGAAACCCAGCCAGAUGGGCGGGGUAUAAAGAAUUUAUUAUUAUUAUUAUUAAUAUUAUUAUUAUAUCACCAUCUCACUUUACAGUACCUCAAAAAACAUGGAAGAAACUGCAUAAAUGUGUGGAGUGUGGAAAGAGCUUCAGUUGUAGGAGUGCACUUGUUGUUGUUUAGUCGUUUAGUCGUGUCCGACUCUUCGUGACACCAUGGACCAUAGCACGCCAGGCACUCCUGUCUUCCACUGCCUCCCGCAGUUUGGUCAAACUCAUGUUCGUAGCUUCGAGAACACUGUCCAACCAUCUCGUCCUCUGUCGUCCCCUUCUCCUAGUGCCCUCCAUCUUUCCCAACAUCAAGGUCUUUUCCAAGGAUUCUUCUCUUCUCAUGAGGUGGCCAAAGUAUUGGAGCCUCAGCUUCACGAUCUGUCCUUCCAGUGAGCACUCAGGGCUGAUUUCCUUAAGAAUGGAUAGGUUUGAUCUUCUUGCAGUCCAUGGGACUCUCAAGAGUCUCCUCCAGCACCAUAAUUCAAAAGCAUCAAUUCUUUGGCGAUCAGCCUUCUUUAUGGUCCAGCUCUCACUUCCAUACAUCACUACUGGGAAAACCAUAGCUUUAACUAUACGGACCUUUGUUGGCAAGGUGAUGUCUCUGCUUUUUAAGAUGCUGUCUAGGUUUGUCAUUGCUUUUCUCCCAAGAAGCAGGCGUCUUUUAAUUUUGUGACUGCUGUCACCAUCUGCAGUGAUCAAGGAGCCCAAGAAAGUAAAAUCUCUCACUGUCUCCCAUUUCUUCCCCUUCUAUUUGCCAGGAGGUGAUGGGACCAGUGGCCAUGAUCUUGGUUUUUUUGAUGUUGAGCUUCAGACCAUAUUUUGCGCUCUCCUCAUUCACCCUCAUUAAAAGGUUCUUUAAUUCCUCCUGCAUAUCUGAGGUUGUUGAUAUUUCUUCCAGCAAUCUUAAUUCCGGCUUGGGAUUCAUCUAGUCCAGCCUUUCGCAUGAUGAAUUCUGCAUAUAAGUUAAAUAAGCAGGGAGACAAUAUACAACCUUGUCGUACUCCUUUCCCAAUUUUGAACCAAUCAGUUGUUCCAUAUCCAGUUCUAACUGUAGCUUCUUGUCCCACAUAGAGAUUUCUCAGGAGACAGAUGAGGUGAUCAGGCACUCCCAUUUCUUUAAGAA
Zootoca vivipara (common lizard) is the source of this 3386-nucleotide messenger RNA. RefSeq lists its product as uncharacterized. Gene Ontology annotation, biological process: regulation of DNA-templated transcription. The record is from RefSeq and is a predicted model, not a curated record. Lineage: Eukaryota; Metazoa; Chordata; Lepidosauria; Squamata; Lacertidae.